Varanus komodoensis (Komodo dragon) is the source of this 726-nucleotide messenger RNA. RefSeq names its product NCCRP1, F-box associated domain containing (gene NCCRP1). The record is from RefSeq and is a predicted model, not a curated record. Gene Ontology annotation, biological process: SCF-dependent proteasomal ubiquitin-dependent protein catabolic process; glycoprotein catabolic process. Bases 1 to 726 code for a protein of 241 amino acids. Gene Ontology annotation, cellular component: cytoplasm; SCF ubiquitin ligase complex. The transcript is spliced from 6 exons. Lineage: Eukaryota; Metazoa; Chordata; Lepidosauria; Squamata; Varanidae. Gene Ontology annotation, molecular function: ubiquitin protein ligase activity.
AUGGCAUCGCAGCGGCAGCUCCAGGCAGCGCGGCCGCCGGCGCCGGAGCAGGCCGAGUGGCGGCGGCGCUUCGACGCCCGGUGGGGGCUGAGCCGCCGCGGCAUCCCGCUGCCCGCCGACGGCGACUGGAGGGCGCGCUGCGCGCUGAAGCCCUUCGAGAGGAACCUGCUGCGCAACCCCAACCCCGAAGGUGUGAACAUUUCUGAGCCAGCUCCGCCGUGCCCACCUGAUGCACCUUGCCAAGCGCUGGACUACGCCGGGCUUUUUGAGUACUGGGAGGUCAGCAUCGAGCCGCUGCCUGCAACCUGCAGGGAGGUUCCCGCAGGGACUGAUUCCCUGAGCCACAGCUGGUGCGUCAAGCAGCAGUGCGUGGACCUGCUGGCUGAAGGCCUCUGGGCGGAGUUGCUGGACCUCUACCAGCCCAGCAUCACUGUCCUGGACUGGUAUGAGGACAGCAAGCUAGCCGGCUCCGUGUACGAGCUUCACGUCCAGCUCUUGGGCACCGAUCGGGCCACGGCGAUUGGCGAAUUUCACUACGUGGCACGGGAAGGAGAGGCAGGCGGGGAGAACAAGGGCUGGCAUAAUGUCUCCCAUGUCUUCCAACGCUACGGCCCGGGCGUGCGUCACGUCCGCUUCCUCCACAAGACCAGGGACGCCGAGACCCUGGCCGGCCUCCUCCGCACGCGAGCCACGGACAGCAGCGUCUCGGUGCAGCUGCGGGACUGA